Jaculus jaculus (lesser Egyptian jerboa) is the source of this 1022-nucleotide messenger RNA. Its product is annotated as olfactory receptor 1L4. Gene Ontology annotation, biological process: G protein-coupled receptor signaling pathway. The record is from RefSeq and is a predicted model, not a curated record. The transcript has a single exon. Lineage: Eukaryota; Metazoa; Chordata; Mammalia; Rodentia; Dipodidae. The coding region runs from base 87 to 1022 and encodes 311 amino acids. Gene Ontology annotation, molecular function: olfactory receptor activity; G protein-coupled receptor activity. Gene Ontology annotation, cellular component: membrane.
UAUAGGUUCAAAGUUGGAGGAGAGGUUGUCUUGAUCUAUUUGCCCUUCACAUCUCCCCCAAGCUUCUCUAAAGCCUGUCCAGAGACAUGGAGAUAAGCAACCACAGCAGUGCCACCUCGGGCUUCAUCCUCCUGGGUCUCUCUUCAAACCCACACAUGCAGAGACCCCUCUUUGCCAUCUUCCUCAUCAUGUACCUGGUCACCGUGGUGGGGAAUGUCCUCAUCAUCCUGGCCAUCCACUCUGACUCCAGGCUCCACACCCCCAUGUACUUUUUCCUCAGCAACUUGUCUUUCAUGGAUAUCUGCUUCACAACAGUCAUUGUGCCCAAGAUGCUAGUGAAUUUUCUAUCAACAACAAAAGCCAUCUCCUAUGUGGGCUGCCUGGUCCAGAUGUAUUUCUUCAUGGCCUUAGGAAACACUGACAGCUACCUGCUGGCCUCCAUGGCCAUCGACCGGCUUGUGGCCAUCUGCAAUCCCUUCCGCUAUGAUGUGGUCAUGAGCCCACGGCGUUGCCUCCUCAUGCUCUUGGGCUCCUGCACCAUCUCCCACCUGCACUCCCUGUUCCGUGUCCUGCUCAUGUCCCGCCUCUCCUUCUGUGCCUCCCAUGUCAUUAAGCACUUUUUCUGUGACACCCAGCCUGUGCUGAAGCUGUCCUGCUCUGACACGUCAUCCAGCCAAAUUGUGGUCAUGACUGAGACCCUGGCCGUCAUUGUCACCCCCUUCCUGUGUAUCCUCUUCUCCUACCUGAGAAUCAUCGUCGCUGUGCUCAGAAUCCCCUCUGCAGCUGGAAAGUGGAAAGCUUUCUCUACCUGUGGCUCCCACCUCACUGUAGUGGGCCUAUUCUAUGGGAGUGUUAUCUAUGUCUAUUUUAGGCCCCUGUCCAUGUACUCAGUGGUGAAGGACCGGGUAGCCACAGUUAUGUACACUGUAGUGACUCCCAUGAUGAAUCCUUUCAUUUAUAGCUUGAGGAACAAAGAUAUGAAGAGAGGUUUGAGUAAGUUAAGGAACAAAAUGUACUCUUAA